Bombus terrestris (buff-tailed bumblebee) is the source of this 792-nucleotide messenger RNA. RefSeq lists its product as uncharacterized. The transcript is spliced from 2 exons. The coding region runs from base 1 to 792 and encodes 263 amino acids. The record is from RefSeq and is a predicted model, not a curated record. Lineage: Eukaryota; Metazoa; Arthropoda; Insecta; Hymenoptera; Apidae.
AUGGAGAACUACGUCGGCACACCACCGACGACAGACAACUUAAUUUUGUGUAUAAUGAAAAAGAAGGCAAUUGGACAAGUUAGAGGAGCGAAAACUGUCGAAGUGGGAUCUUGGAUGAAGUAUCUAGGUCUCAUCAUCGACAGCCAGUGGACACUCGGGCCGCACUUCGACUCCCUGGUCCUGAGGGUGUCGACGGCGACCAACGCCUUGUGCAGCCUGCUGCCGAACAUCGGCGGGACAGGAGUCGCGGUACGCCAACUAUACGAGGACGUCGUUCGGUCUCGAGUGAUGUACGAGGUCCCGGUAUGGGUGGACGAUCCGAUGGCGACUCGCCGCAGCAUCCUGCUCCUAAAGAGGCUACACAGGGUGACCGCCAUCAGAAUCGUCAGGGGAUAUCGAACUGUAUCCCGCGCGUCGGCGAUUCUGGCCGAGUCUCUGUGGAAGCUCCGGACGUUGGUACUCGAGCGAAAAUAUUCCCACAUGAGAGCGCUGAACCCGGUGGAGGACACGGCCGAACAGGCGGUCCUAGACGAUCUGGGAACCGCCGAGGAGGAUACAUGGGACCAGUGGAGGUUUCAGCUGAUCAACGAGGGAGCCGAACAUCCAGGCGUGGAGGCGGUCCUCCCAAGUUGGGAAGCAUGGAGGAGCCUCCGCGGUCUCCCGCUGACCUACAGGAUGACCCAGAUACUCACGGGACACGGCGUGUUCGGCAAGUUGAAGAUCCUGUUGAAGAUCGGACGAGAGAUGACAGAUAUCUGUUGCUACUGCGAGGAGGGCAGGGACACGACGUAG